Ruditapes philippinarum (Manila clam) is the source of this 1626-nucleotide messenger RNA. Its product is annotated as PI-PLC X domain-containing protein 3-like. The record is from RefSeq and is a predicted model, not a curated record. The coding region runs from base 83 to 991 and encodes 302 amino acids. The transcript has 3 exons. Gene Ontology annotation, biological process: lipid metabolic process. Gene Ontology annotation, molecular function: phosphoric diester hydrolase activity. Lineage: Eukaryota; Metazoa; Mollusca; Bivalvia; Venerida; Veneridae.
UGUAUCAGGUCGAAUGACACUCCUCAAAAGCGUAGGAACAAGCGUAGAUCGAUACAAUGUGAAUUAAUUUAAAGCUUAAUAAAUGGGUAGUAUGGAUAUUAACUUAAUUGAAUGGAUGUCACAGAUUCCUGAGAAAUUAUGGAACACACCUCUGUCAGAAAUUGCUAUACCAGGAUCCCAUGAUUCGUUUAGCAGCCAACUUAACCCAAACUCCGAAAUAGGCCCAGAUGCUCCUCCGGCUAUUAGACUUUUAGGACCAGUAGCUAAAGGAAUACUUCUCAAAUGGAGUGUUACACAGACUUUAAACCUCAAACAACAGCUUAUGAAUGGCAUUAGGUAUUUUGAUUUCCGAGUUGCAUCACGGAACGGGACAGACCAAAUACAUUUUAUCCACAAUCUGUACGGGACAUCAGUGGCAGAUGGGCUCGAUGAACUAAUUGAGUUUUUAGAUAUAAACAAAAAGGAAAUAGUUAUAUUGGAUUUUAAUCACUUUUAUGGAAUGGGUGAUGAUCAGCAUAUUAAGUUCUUGGAAAUGCUUUUAGAGAAGUGUGGUGAAAAAUUGUUUAUGUUUGUAGGAAUGGAGAGCUUGACUUUGAAUAUGCUUUGGGAAAAUGGCCUUCAGAUUAUCAUUAUGUAUCAUAAUGAGAUAGCGAAAGAGAUGUGUCAGUUUUGGCCUGGAUACACAUGCAAGUCACACUGGGCUGAGACAACAGAUAUGAAAAACAUGUUUACUUUUCUUGACAGAGUAAAGCAUAGUGAAAAUGUGAAGCGUUUUAAUGUUUGUCAAUGUGUUCUUACACCAAACAUCGGCUUCAUACUAGGCAACCUGAACGGAUCAUUGUUGGAAAAUAUUGCAAAAGAUGUUAUGCCUGAAGCUAUAAGAUGGGUCAAGCAGCAAAGAAGGGGAACGUCUGGUGUUAAUAUUGUUACAACCGAUUUCAUAGAGCUUGGCGACUUUGCUAAAUCCGUGAUAAGUUUGAACUUUUCAUGAAGGACCAUUUGCGUUGCGACAUCGUAUGUUUUAUAUCCUGGGAACAUUGAUUUAAAUUUAAAUAUUGUUUUUUGUUCAUAUUAUAUGUGUCUUAUAAAUUUUGUUACACUUUUUGUAGGAUGAUUGGUCAAUGUCCGGGAGAAAACCAGUAGUACCAUCGAUGAAUAAAAAAAUUGUUGAUAUGUCCUUAAUUUCGUUCUCCUACCAUCAAUCAUCAGAAUCAGUGUUGAAUAUUUUUAGGUUCAAUUAAGUAAAUGUAAACUGUUGAUGUUAUUUAUUAAUUCGCGUGUUUCAUGUACAUGAAUGUUUUUCUAAUUUUCUGUACGAAUAAAUGUUAUGGUCUUCAGAAAUACAUGUAAAAGUAUCUAUAAACACUCCCUUCUCAUAAAACAAACAAAGACACAACGCGAAUAUUUAACUUAUUUAACAUGUGUUCCGGUUAGCAUGGUCUUUUUCAUGUUUUUUUAGCAAAUCGUCAUUAAUAUGUCAGAAUACUUAUAAAAUUAUGUUAGGGGUCACUUUUUGUUUAGAAGAAAAACACGAGAGUCAAUACCGAUAUUCUUACUGUGUGGAGGUCACAAUGAUUGACUGUGGUAGUAAAUAUUCCUUUAAAAUAACCGCACAGUGAUAACUAC